GAUUCUUCCAGUUUACCUGAGAAAACUGAUGUCAGAUACUCUAAAUACAGAAUUCAGAGAGAUUUUCAACAGUGUGGAGAUGAUACCAAGUACGGAAUCAAGAACUUUAAAGACGACAGGCCCAUUUUCGAAAGUUCCCACGCUCUUGCCCUAGAUCACGCAUCGGCUUGGCAGAACCGCAGUUACUUCCUGUCUGGUCCACGGUUUUCACACUUUAACCCCUUGCCAGCAUUUACCAAAAAAACCAUUUCCCCAGAUCCAGCUUCAAUCAAGGAAGAUGCCACAAGUUUACCAUUGAAUGGAACAAACCCACAGUCCAAGAAGGAGGAAUCUGAGAACAAAAAAUGCAAAAUGUAAUUUGCAACUUUACUUGAGUAUUUAACAAAUAAUAGCCUAUGGUCCUAUUGCUCUCCGGCUCAGAUUAUCUAAAGACACCAUGUGGUUUUGGCUCCCUGGAACUGCGAAGCAUUGGCUAACAUGGUAUUACAGUCAGUCUUUGUGAGUGAGAGUAAAUUUAACCAGUGGAGGUAAUAUCAACUUAUGAAGAUACACAGCUCAUUUAAAGGCAGCUCAUACCGACAGAGAAAGUGAUCAGUUUUGCUUUAUAUUUUCCCAUUUUUCAGUGUCACAAUUUUUCAACCCCACCUCGAAUUUAUAAUCGGUGCCUUUCAAAAAUGACUGGCGAAAAGGAGGAAGAGGAGUUCCCUCCAGGCAAAGGCUUCCAGCAGUUUAGAUUCAGGAGCAUUUGCACACGAUUAAUUCUUAAGUGUUUUCUCCCUAAUCAAUUCUCAUGUGUUGUAACAUGUUGUGUAGAUGCCUAUGUAAAAUUAGACUACCUUUUAAAUGCUUGUCAUCAUUCAUCUGUCAUCACAACAGUCUGUCACUACAUAUAUAUCUUAAAACUAUUCCAAUCAUCAUUUUUAAUUGCAAAAGAACUUACAAAUGAUAGCUGAAUCAUAGAACACUGUAAAGACUUCAUAACAUCAUUUAUUUAUUUGUCUUGUUGUAGUCAAAUGCCCCCCUGUGAUCACCCCAGUCACACCCUGGAUGAUCUUUGGUUUGCUCUGGUUCUGAUCCCAGCAGCCCUCUCCUGGGUCAGUGGGAUUCACUCUGCAAGAAUCCUUAUAUACUUUGGUGCUACCUGACUGCUUUUCACAUCCCAGCCUUUUCAACAUCAAAGUGUUUUUAAUACCUUACUGCUUUUCUGUGCCCAUCUACCAGUGAAGAAAAUUUUAUAUUAAAUUCCUAAGUAAGGGUCAUCAUCCAGGAACUGAGUCCUCUUGGGCUGUGGUGGAAGGACUCUGCACAGA
Messenger RNA from Psammomys obesus (fat sand rat), 1310 nucleotides. Its product is annotated as centrosomal protein of 128 kDa-like. The record is from RefSeq and is a predicted model, not a curated record. NCBI's taxonomy places the organism in Eukaryota, Metazoa, Chordata, Mammalia, Rodentia, Muridae.